Molecule: messenger RNA, 3395 nt
Organism: Heteronotia binoei (common prickly gecko)
Lineage: Eukaryota; Metazoa; Chordata; Lepidosauria; Squamata; Gekkonidae
Gene: PRPS2
Product: phosphoribosyl pyrophosphate synthetase 2
Exons: 7
Coding region: 163-1119 (318 amino acids)
Biological process (GO): 5-phosphoribose 1-diphosphate biosynthetic process; ribonucleoside monophosphate biosynthetic process; purine nucleotide biosynthetic process
Cellular component (GO): cytoplasm; ribose phosphate diphosphokinase complex
Molecular function (GO): ribose phosphate diphosphokinase activity; magnesium ion binding
Source: RefSeq, a predicted model, not a curated record
GGGGGGCGGAGAUGGAAGGCGGGCUGAGGGGAGGAGUCGCUCUUUCUUCGACCUGGCCGUGGCGCGCGUCUCCUCGCUCUUUUCCCCCCCUGCCUGUUGCCCCCAACCCCAGCUCCGGCUCGACUCGACCUUCCACCUCUUCUUCUUGCUGCGCGCCCAGCCAUGCCCAACAUCGUACUGUUCAGCGGCAGCUCGCACCAGGAUCUGUCACAGCGCGUGGCCGAUCGGCUGGGGCUGGAUCUAGGGAAAGUUGUGACGAAGAAAUUCAGCAACCAGGAGACCAGUGUAGAGAUUGGUGAAAGUGUCAGAGGAGAAGAUGUGUACAUUGUCCAGAGUGGUUGUGGCGAAAUAAAUGACAAUCUGAUGGAGCUUCUCAUCAUGAUUAAUGCUUGCAAGAUCGCAUCUUCCUCACGUGUCACCGCAGUCAUCCCAUGUUUCCCUUAUGCCAGGCAAGAUAAGAAAGACAAGAGCCGGGCUCCCAUUUCUGCAAAACUUGUUGCCAAUAUGUUAUCAGUUGCUGGAGCAGACCACAUCAUCACAAUGGACUUGCAUGCUUCACAGAUACAGGGGUUCUUUGAUAUCCCAGUGGACAACCUGUAUGCAGAACCAGCAGUGUUGCAGUGGAUCAAAGAAAAUAUUGUGGACUGGAGAAACUGUGUCAUCGUCUCACCUGAUGCGGGUGGAGCAAAAAGGGUCACUUCAAUUGCUGACAGACUUAACGUUGAAUUCGCCCUGAUUCACAAAGAAAGAAAGAAAGCCAAUGAGGUGGACCGAAUGGUCUUGGUUGGUGAUGUUACUGGUCGUGUAGCAAUUCUUGUGGAUGAUAUGGCAGACACAUGUGGCACAAUAUGUUAUGCAGCAGACAGGCUAGUGUCUGCAGGAGCAACUAAAGUGUAUGCCAUUCUUACCCAUGGAAUUUUCUCUGGGCCUGCUAUUUCUCGGAUCAAUAAUGCUGCUUUUGAAGCAGUGGUGGUAACAAACACGAUCCCCCAGGAAGAAAAAAUGAAACAUUGUCCCAAGAUUCAGGUUAUUGAUAUUUCCAUGAUUUUGGCAGAGGCUAUCCGAAGAACACACAAUGGCGAAUCUGUGUCCUACCUCUUCAGCCAUGUCCCAUUAUAACUGCAAAUUGACAUCCACAGGUUGCAUUUAGCAGCAUUUUAUUAAAAAAUGCAGCACAUUAUUAAGAUAUGGAAGGCCUGAAAGUUUCAUAUAUCACCUCUUCAGAUAAGGACAAUAUGUCAUAACAGUAUGUAAAACAGACUCUCUUUUUUGGUAGAACUUUUACAGAUUCUCUUGGGGCUUUAAAUGGGGAAUAUAAUGGAGAUGGGCAAGUAUUAUAUGAGAAAGGCCAAAGUUAUCUCAGGAGUGUGUAUGUAGUAGGAGAUGUUGCUGAUAGUUAUAAAACUUCACUCAGAACUUUUAAACUUAGAUUCAUAAACAGACAUUUAAAAAUUGGGUACAGGGCCUGUAUUUUUGUCCUUCUGAAGACAUCAGUGUCCAGUCUUAAGCCAGCAGAUACAUUCCCUUAGGGCAGUUUAUACAUCUCUUUAAAAUGUCUAUACUAUAACGACAAGUUACUUUUUUAUCAGUGAGAAAAACAUGUUAUGCAAUGUCUGUUCUCAUAGCUGGCUUUCAACCAUAGUCCAUUGACUUAUGAAUUGGCAUUUUAACAGUACAAGCAUAAGAACAUUUUCUUGGGAGUAAAUCCCAUUGAGCAGACUUAAGUAGAAUUCUGAGUAGACUUGUUGAGGAUUGCACUGUUCAUUGUAAAUCUCAUCUCAGAACUAAAUAAGGUUUUUUGAGCUUUCUACAUUUGCUUUGUGAAUAGAUUUUAGGGGAAAAAAUAGGUUUAGAGCAGGGGUAGCCAACGGUAGCUCUCCAGAUGUUUUUUUGCCUACAACUCCCAUCAGCCCCAGCCAUUGGCCAUGCUGGCUGGGGCUGAUGGGAGUUGUAGGCAAAAAACAUUUGGAGAGCUACCGUUGGCCACUCCUGGUUUAGAGCAUAUGAAGCCAUUUUAAAAUGCAAAAAAAAAAGUUAACUGUUGACCUGAGCAGUACUUCGUACAUAACGUUUUGUAAUAUUUAAAAGUCACACCCAUUGGCAGUUUAUCCUUAUAAUAUUUGCAAAACCUUAGCCAUUCAGUAUUUUUUUUGAGAUUAUACUUCAGUCAUCUCUCUUCUUCUUGAUUUUGGUGAGCCUCUCUCAUAACCUCUUUCAACAUGACUUUCAUGGCACCACAGCCCUUUAUUUCCAAACAACACUUCUCUUUACCACACUGUGAGGCCCAUGGUCAUAUUUGAAAUAGUCCACAGUGUGCCCCUGGAAACUGGAGGGCCAUUGGCAUGGAAAAGAUUUGCAGUUUGAACCACUUUUAUGACUUAGGGCUUCUAGCAUUACCUAACAUGUAGGGAGCCAUGUUGUAUUAGCUCUCAUACUGUGAGUUUCUUAUCUUUAUCAGCACUUGAGAAAUACUAAAAAAAGGACCAGUCUUCCACCUCUGUAACCAUCUGCCCUUAAUUUUUUAAAAUCAGGGCUUGCACAUUACAGAAGUCUGAGCGAUAGUUUAACUUCUAAAAUUGGCCUCUCUCUACUAGCUAGAGAUUCUCAUUAUCCUUAAAAUAAAAAUAAACAAUGAAAAUAAUAAUAUUUACUGUAUUUCCCUUAAAUAAAAAAAAAAUGUUUCUCACAAAACCUGAUAUAUUCCGCCUGAGAGGGAACUGAAACAAUUCAAUAAAUACUCUGCUGUAAAAUGGAGCAGUCAAGUUGCUAACCUUGCAUUAAGGAAGCUUCCAUACUUGGUAUUCUUAAGGGAAGGCAACAGACAAAAAUUCUUCCUAAUGAAUGGGCAUCAUGUUAUUGGAUAGCACUGAUGGAUACUGCCUUGUUAACCUAGAUUCCACAGCAAAAACAGAGCAUAUUGAUGAAAAUCUGAAUGGAAUUUUAAAAUGGCUUUCACAUGCUAGCCUUGAUGUACGAUCAAAUACAUUUAUUAAUUGUUGUGUUUUGACAAAUAUGAAGACAGAGAGAAACAGUAAUUAAAUGUGCAUAACGUUUAUGGACCAAAGAGUAUAUUUUUCUAAGUUUCAUCUUACCCAAAAGAAAGUAGCGUGUAUUCUACCACUCUGCUCAACAAACUCCGAAACGUCCUUCCAGACUCAGAAGCAUUUCUCCAAGUCAAGUAGCUCCAAGAGCCACUUCCAUAAAACUGAUUAUAUCCUGUAAUUUUUCAGUUGUUGUGCUAUCUUUUUUAUUCUAAGCCACAAUCUUACCAAAACUGUAACAACUGGAAGCAUUUUGUUUGUGAUCAGGUCUCUGUUUCAAAUAAUAUCUGGAACAGUUGCUGAGUAUUGUAUUUACAUUUUCCCCUCUUAAUAAAUUUGAAAAUGUUAUCCUUA